This is a messenger RNA of Myotis brandtii (Brandt's bat), 902 nucleotides long. RefSeq names its product aurora kinase C-like. The record is from RefSeq and is a predicted model, not a curated record. Gene Ontology annotation, biological process: mitotic spindle organization; protein phosphorylation; regulation of cytokinesis. Gene Ontology annotation, molecular function: ATP binding; protein kinase activity. Gene Ontology annotation, cellular component: spindle microtubule; spindle pole centrosome; spindle midzone. Lineage: Eukaryota; Metazoa; Chordata; Mammalia; Chiroptera; Vespertilionidae.
AUGAAUCCUGGUUUCCUGUUAAGCAUAAUUGCAGAGAAGAAGGAACCAUGGCCCUCCUCUCCCUCCCCUGGCAGCCGCAGCCUCACCAUCGAUGACUUUGACAUCAGGUGCCCCCUGGGCAAGGGGAAGUUCGGGAACGUGUACUUGGCCCGGCUCAGGGACAGCCAUUUCAUCGUGGCCCUCAAGGUCCUGUUCAAGUCGCAGCUGGAGAAGGAGGGGAUGGAGCACCAGCUGCGCAGGGAGAUCGAGAUCCAAUCUCAUCUGCAACAUCCCAAUAUCCUACGCCUACACAACUACUUCCAUGAUGAGCGUGUGUACCUUAUCCUGGAAUACGCGCCACGGGGUGAACUCUACAAGGAGCUGCAAAAGAGCCACACGAUCGAUGAGCAGAGUACAGCCACGAUCAUGGAGGAGCUGGCGCACGCUCUAGCCUACUGCCACGAGAACAAGGUGAUCCACAGGGACAUUAAGCCGGAGAACCUGCUGCUGGGGCUCCGGGGGGAGGUGAAGAUUGCGGACUUUGGCUGGUCCGUGCACACCCCCUCGCUGAGGAGGAAGACCAUGUGCGGGACUCUGGAUUACUUGCCCCCGGAAAUGGUCGAGCAGAGGACGUACAGCGAGAUGGUGGACCUGUGGUGCAUCGGGGUGCUCUGCUACGAGCUGCUGGUGGGAAAUCCCCCCUUCAAGAGCUCCUCCUACUCUGAGACCUACAGGCGCAUCCUCAAGGUUGAUGUAAAGUUUCCUCCAUCGAUACCUUUGGGGGCCCAGGACUUGAUCAGCAAGCUUCUCAGAUACCAGCCCUCAGAGCGGCUGCUGCUGGCCCAGGUCUUGCAGCACCCAUGGGUGCAGGCCCAUUCUCGGAGGGUGGGGCCUCCACCCGCUCCGUCGGCCUCCUGAGCCCU